Molecule: messenger RNA, 1737 nt
Organism: Triticum turgidum subsp. durum (durum wheat)
Lineage: Eukaryota; Viridiplantae; Streptophyta; Magnoliopsida; Poales; Poaceae
Source: the annotation of a GenBank genome assembly
AUGGAAAGGAAGACUGGAAUGGUACUGGAUGAACAUGUCCUGAAAGCUACUGAUCGCAAGAGGAAACAUGAGUCGUCUGUGAAGAGUACUGGCACAGAUGAUUUUGCUGAGGUCUCUCAGCAUGCUGAUGGUUCUGCUGUCCUUAAGAAGUCUAAAAUGACCUCCUCUGCUGGUGAUAUUCUGGAGUGCUAUAAGAACUUCAAGACAAGCGGUUCGCCCGUGCGCGUGCUUUGUUACCACCAGGGUAAAUGGAGGGACUUUCCAGAGCAUGUUGUGAAUCUGGUACAGCAGGACUUCCAGUUGAAGAGGCCAAUUACUAAUGCUGUAUUGAAGAACCAGCAAGUCCUGUUGGACUUUAUGCACAUGGUCUGCAUUGAUUCUUCGAUGACCACAAACAAGCCAAUAGCAUGGAUUGAUGUUCAUGGUAACCGCUUCUUUCCAGAGUUAUGUGCUGGACUGGUAACAUCUAAACCAUCUCAGCAUGGGAAAAGUGACCCCAGUGGUAAAUCUAAAGCUGGUGAGUGUGCUGGGACUUUGAUUUUGACAGCUGAAGCUGAAAGCUCGAGUUCAGAUUCUGUUGAUGCAGUACUCCCUCAUGCUAAGAAGGUUAAUAACAUACUGGAGGAAGGACAGGAGGUACAUAAUUAUGCUGCUGUUGAAAAUAAAGCUGGUCCUGCAAUCUGUUUGAAUGAACCUGCUAGUGGAAACAUACAUGCUGCUACUUAUAAGCAGAAAAUUGGCCAACCUGUUGAUUCAGCUGUGCGCAAGUUAUUGCUUGAAGGGGCAGGCCAACCUUUUAGUGAAGAAAAUAUUAUUGGCAUCUACAGAACUCCACUGGUAGAUCAGCAAGGGCGGGCUCGCUUCAAUCUUUUCCAGAAGGAACUUGAGGCCACCAAAAUGCAUCGUGGCAACGCAAAUGUGCGCUACGCGUGGCUACCUUGUUCCAAGGAUACUAUGGAGGAGAUGAUGAUGCGUGGUGUUCUGGAAGUUACAAAACCCAUGCUGGGGCCAGUGUAUGGCAUUGGUACACAUCUUGCUCCAGCGAACUGUGCCCAAACCUGCGCUAGCUACUCAGAUAUUGACGAAAAUGGCAUCAUGAGGAUGAUGCUGUGCCGUGUUAUAAUGGGUAAUGUUGAGGUUGUACUUCCUGGAUCAAAGCAAUUCCAGCCAACCAAUGAAAGAUUUGAUAGUGGUGUGGAUGAUCUUCAAAAGCCAAAGCACUAUAUCAUAUGGGAUGCUAAUGUGCAUCGACACAUCUAUGCUGAAUAUGCUGUUGUUAUCAAAGCACCUUCCAUGACCAAUGAAUACUUGGCUAGAGAAGAUACUGCAUCCAACAUAUCUGAGAUAAGAAAUUCUGGUUCAGCAGAAAGUGUAAUCAAGGACGAUAGUUCCGAAACCAUGGCAUCUCCAGCUGAUAAACAACAAGCACCCAGGUUUGGGCGUGCCCCAACUCGAAGGCCUCCUACUUCACCCUGGAUGCCCCUCCCAAUGCUUUUCGCUGCCAUCUCCACAAAAGUUCCUCGUUCUGACAUGGAUGUAAUCCAUGGACACUAUGAAGAAUUCAAGAGGAGAAAGAUAAGCAGGCCCGAGUUUGUGAGACGGCUAAGACAGAUCUUCGGCGACAAGCUGCUGGUUUCUACAGUAAUGAGGCUGCAACCUAAGGUAGUGGCACCCAUGGCAGGUGCUGAAGUGCUACCAAGAGGAGCACCCGGCACGGGAGGGAGCAGCACCUCCUGA